Anisakis simplex (herring worm) is the source of this 1215-nucleotide messenger RNA. Lineage: Eukaryota; Metazoa; Nematoda; Chromadorea; Rhabditida; Anisakidae. The record is from the annotation of a GenBank genome assembly.
AUGCUCAGAUUGUGUGCCGCUACACAGCGCCAUGUGGCCCGUGCGUUUAUGCGCGGUUUCGCAAAAGAACUGAAGUUUGGUGCCGAAGGUCGUGCGGCCAUGUUGCAAGGUGUGGACGUUUUGGCCGAUGCUGUUGCGGCCACAAUGGGACCAAAAGGGCGUAACGUCAUCAUUGAACAAUCGUGGGGCAGCCCGAAGAUCACCAAAGACGGUGUGACCGUGGCGAAGGCAAUCGACUUCGAGAACAAGUACAAGAAUUUGGGCGCUAAACUCGUUCAGGACGUAGCCAAUAAGACAAACGAUGAGGCCGGAGAUGGCACAACAUGUGCCACCGUGUUGGCGCGUUCGAUUGCGAAGGAAGGCUUCGAAAACAUCAGCCGAGGCGCAAAUCCGGUCGAAAUCCGCAAAGGUGUAAUGAAAGCCGUGGAAGCGCUUGUCGCCGAGCUGAAAUCAAUGAGUCGUCAGAUCGAUUCACCCGAAGAAAUCGCCCAAGUGGCCACAAUUUCAGCGAAUGGAGAUGCGUCCAUUGGUGAACUGAUAUCGAAUGCUAUGAAAAAGGUUGGAAAGAAAGGUGUCAUAACGGUAAAGGAUGGUAAAACAAUGAAAGAUGAAUUGGAGGUGAUUGAAGGAAUGAAAUUCGAUCGCGGUUAUAUUUCACCGUAUUUCAUCAAUACCUCCAAAGGCGCUAAAACUGAAUUCGAGAAAUGUUUGAUUCUAUUCUCGGAGAAGAAAAUCAGUCAAGUGACGGAGGUUGUACCGGCACUGGAACUGGCCAAUAAGAGUCGUAAGCCUUUACUCAUAAUCGCUGAAGACGUUGACGGUGAGGCUCUAACGACAAUGGUCUUGAAUAGACUGAAGGUUGGUCUUCAAGUUGUGGCUGUAAAGGCACCGGGAUUCGGUGAUAAUCGCAAAUAUAUGCUUGCGGAUAUGGCCAUUGCUACUGGUGGUAAAGUAUUCGGUGACGAAGCGAGUCUGUUAAAAAUCGAAGAUGUUUCAGUGGAUGACUUGGGUCAAGCUGAAGAGGUGUCAAUCACCAAAGAUGACACGUUGAUAUUGAGAGGGAAGGGUGAUCCAGCGGCCAUUGAGAAACGAAUCUCACAAAUUGAGGAUGAACUCGAGCACUCGACAUCAGACUAUCAAAGGGAGAAGCUGAACGAGCGUAUGGCAAAACUCUCGAAGGGUGUUGCGCUUGUGAAGGUUGGUGGUGCAAGUGAG